Messenger RNA from Magnusiomyces paraingens, 963 nucleotides. RefSeq lists its product as uncharacterized. The record is from RefSeq and is a predicted model, not a curated record. Lineage: Eukaryota; Fungi; Ascomycota; Dipodascomycetes; Dipodascales; Dipodascaceae. Bases 1 to 963 code for a protein of 320 amino acids. Gene Ontology annotation, molecular function: transcription coactivator activity; DNA binding. The transcript is spliced from 3 exons. Gene Ontology annotation, biological process: positive regulation of transcription initiation by RNA polymerase II.
AUGGCUUUCAAAAAAAAACGAACUUUUUUCUACGCAGGCAGUCAAAAACUCCCUGAAAGUGGAGACGGGAAUUCACAGCAAGGCUCGUCAGGAGGGGCUGGAGGAAGCGGUGGCUACAAUAGGUACAACAGAUUUAACAGAAAUAAUAACUACAAUAAUAACGGCGGUGGUGCUGGUGAUGCAGAGGAUGGUGCCUUUGCGAAUAGCGGGCCCUCAAUCACACUUCAAUUGGACAAGCGAAAAAAAAUCACUGUGAGGUCAUACCACGGUGUCAAGCUGGUUGAUAUCAGAGAAUUUUUCACAAAGCGUAAUGACGACGGAAUGCAGCAGGAACUGCCAGGAAAAAAGGGAAUCUCACUGACAGAAGAAGCUUGGAACAAGCUUGUGAGCCAGAUUGAUGCAGUCAAAGAAGCACUAGCCAAGUUGGAUGAUCCCACGGCUGCUGCUGCUGCCGCUGCUUCUUCUUCUUCUGCUGCUGCUGCUGCUACCAUACAAGAGGAGCCCAGCAAAAAGAAACUCAAAACGGAAGACGGUUCUGCAAAGGCUAUUGAAGAACGAAAAAAACCUAAGAAAAAAACCAAGGAAGAGGAAGACGCUGAGCUGGAAGAUUCUGAAGAUGAGGAUGAGGAUGAUGAUGAUGAUGAUGACGACAAGCCUAUCCGACUCGCAAACCACCCGACUGCAAGUACAAAUACGGCUAAUCAGGAGGACAAUUCUUCAGAUGAUGAUUCAUCUUCGGACGAGGAAGAAGGCAAGGAUGAUGUUGUUGGUGAGCUUGAGGCUGCGAUACUGGAAAAUGAGCUUGAAGAUGACAAUGAUGACGAUGAAGAUGAUGAUGACGAUGAUGAUGAUGAUGAUGAUGAUGAUGACGAUGAAGAGGAUGAGGUUGACAUUGGAACAAAAGCAAAGGCCGCCAAGCCUGGGAAAUCGCGGCAGGACGAUAGUGAGAGUGAGGAAGAAUGA